AUGUUGCCUACCAAAGCAAACAAACCUAUGGGCGAUACGAGCAAAGGUAAGGCAACCGAUUCAUUUGCUAAUCGUUCAAGAGAUAUUAAGUGUUUUAAGUGCCUUGGAAGGGGCCAUAUUGCAAGUCAAUGUCCCAACCGCAACGUCAUGGUGGUUCGUGCAAAUGGAGAAAUCGAAUCAGAGGAGGAAGAACUUGAAGACGAGCCCGAAAUCGUUUCUGACAACGAUGAAGAAGUUGAACACGCUCUUGAUGGAGAACUCCUCAUUUUUAAAAGAAGUCUAAGUAUCCAAAGCAUCGACGAUGAACAACAACGAGAGAACAUCUUCCAUACUCGUUGUCAAGUACAAGGAAAGCUAUGUAGCGUCAUCACCGGUGGAGGAAGUUGUACGAACGUGGCGAGCACUCUCAUGGUGGAAAAAUUAAAUCUACCGACCACCAAGCAUCCAACCCCGUACAAACUUCAAUGGCUCAACGAUGGAGGAGAGUUAAAAGUGACAAAGCAAGUUCUAGUCUCCUUUUCCAUUGGGAAAUAUUCCGAUGAAGUGCUAUGCGAUGUUGUUCCAAUGCACGCGGGUCACUUGUUAUUGGGCCAUCCAUGGCAAUUCGAUCGUCGAGUCAUGCACGAUGGUUACUCAAAUCGAUAUUCUUUCAAACAUCUGAGAAGAAAUGAUUUCAAAGACGUUUUUCCGAAUGAAGUGCCAAGUGGCUUGCCACCACUUUGUGGGAUCGAGCACCAAAUUGGUUUUGUGCCUAGAGCCGUUAUUCUGAACCGACCAGCAUACCGAACCAAUCCUGAAGAGACCAAAGAGCUUCAACGUCAAGUUAACGAACUCAUGGAAAAGGGCUACAUUCAAGAAAGCCUUAGUCCAUGUGCCGUACCGGUUUUGUUGGUGCCUAAGAAGGACGGAACGGCGCGCAUGUGUCGAUUGUCGUACCGUUUUGUGGUUAGCUCGGAGGGCCUCGAAGUAGAUAGCGAAAAGAUUAAGACGAUUCAAGAAUGGCCGAGACUGAUGAGCAUAAGCCAAGUGCGAAGCUUCCAUGGCCUAGCAAGUUUCUAUAGGCGAUUUGUACCUAACUUUAGCACGUUGGCCGCACCGUUGACAAGCCCUAUCAAGAAGAAUUCGACUUUUCAUUGGGGCAAAGAACAAGAAAAUUCUUUUAAUCUUAUUAAAAAUUGUCUUACUAAAGCUCCAUUAUUAGCAUUGCCUGAUUUUUCUAAGACAUUUGAAAUUGAGUGUGAUGCCUCAGGUGUUGGAAUAGGUGCCGUGUUGACUCAGGAUGGGAGACCGAUCGCUUACUUUAGUGAAAAGUUGAAUGGUGCUGUGCUAAACUACCCCGUUUAUGACAAGGAGAUGUAUGCACUUAUCCGCGCUCUCAAGACUUGGCAACAUUAUUUGUGGCCAAAGGAGUUCGUGAUCCAUUCGGAUCAUGAAGCAUUAAAGCACAUUAAAGGACAACACAAAUUAAACAAACGUCAUGCUAAGUGGGUGGAGUAUUUGGAGUCAUUUCCCUAUGUCAUUAAAUAUAAAAAGGGUAAGGAAAAUAUCGUAGCUGACGCUCUUUCAAGAAGGUAUACCCUUUUGUCGUAUUUGGAUUCUAAACUGCUUGGUUUUGCAUUGUUAAAAGAUUUAUAUCCUGCUGAUGAUGAUUUUGGAGAAAUGUUUGUUGCUUGUGAAAGUGUUGCUAUUGAUAAGUUUUAUAGGAGUGACGGAUUUCUUUUUAGAGAAGGAAAAUUAUGUGUGCCGCGGAGUUCCGUACGAGACCUAUUAGUACAUGAGGUGCAUAGCGGAGGCCUUAUGGGCCAUUUCAAAUUGGAAAAACAUUAG
This is a messenger RNA of Gossypium raimondii (Peruvian cotton), 1827 nucleotides long. RefSeq lists its product as uncharacterized. Gene Ontology annotation, molecular function: zinc ion binding; nucleic acid binding. Bases 1 to 1827 code for a protein of 608 amino acids. NCBI's taxonomy places the organism in Eukaryota, Viridiplantae, Streptophyta, Magnoliopsida, Malvales, Malvaceae. The record is from RefSeq and is a predicted model, not a curated record. The transcript has 3 exons.